This is a messenger RNA of Ictalurus punctatus (channel catfish), 3380 nucleotides long. Its product is annotated as cytochrome P450 3A30. Gene Ontology annotation, molecular function: oxidoreductase activity, acting on paired donors, with incorporation or reduction of molecular oxygen, reduced flavin or flavoprotein as one donor, and incorporation of one atom of oxygen; heme binding; iron ion binding. The transcript has 13 exons. Lineage: Eukaryota; Metazoa; Chordata; Actinopteri; Siluriformes; Ictaluridae. The record is from RefSeq and is a predicted model, not a curated record. Bases 1026 to 2576 code for a protein of 516 amino acids.
CCCACUGCCACACCUACAAUAAAUAAAAAAGUCACAGGGGGCACUAUAGAGUCCCUGCGCAACUCCUGAAUCCACUCUUUUGACAGAAAAUGAUGACACACACUUCUUGGUACAAAGUUUUGUAAGUUUUUGAGGAUUCUAAAUGAAUCCCCCCCCCCGACACACACACAUACACAAAAAAAAGGUAUAAAAGGACUAAAAAAGGAAUGAUAAUGAAAAACUAAGUACAAUAAAUGAAUAAGUAAUCACAGAGGAAGAGAAAGGAAAAGAGAAGUUAUUCUGGACCUACAAGUUUUGGUCCCUGAAACAUUCAAAUAAUGGACCCUGUGUCUUCCAAAAUAUUUUACAGACCCCCUGAUGGGGCAUCUUUAAUCUAUAAUGAAUGAACUGGAGGAGGAGCUGUUUUACAACUAAGUUGAUAUCAGACACAUGGCCAUCAGUGUUGAAAAUGCUGGAAGUUCAGCACUAUAUUUGGGCAGUGGUAAAGUUAGAGGCGGGAAUGAGAUAUGACUCAGACUGCAGCAUGUUCAAAAGAGGUCUCUGCACUAGUAUUAAAGAUCAAAGUCAGAACAAAACUGAUGAAGAGAGAGACAGAAAUGUUCACGGUUUCACACACGAUUCUGGAUUCAUUACAAAAUCUUUAUAACAUUAUAACUUUAUAACUUUCUUUCUAGCCUGCUCUCUGGUUCCUGGUUUCAUAACGGAAGUUGAACAUGACACCCAACGCCCCCAGCUGUACAGAGAUAAGCUGUGGCUGUGUGUGUGCGUGUGUGCGUGUGUGCGUGCGUGUGUGUGUGUGUGUGCGUGUGUGUGUGUGUGUGUGUGUUUAAUCUGUAGUGUGAGGUCUAAAUGUGUUCUCUUCCAGCUCUCUCUUUCACACUAAAGGAACCUCCAACUGCAGCGUCUCUGGAUUUCUCAUAAUAAUAAUAAUAAUAAUAAUAAUAAUAAUAAUACAGCUAAUACUACUACUACUAACAGUAAUAAUAAUAAUAAUAAUAAUAAUAAUAAUAAUAAUAAUAAUCAGGAUGGCGUAUUGGUGGAGUUUUUCGGCGGAGACGUGGGCUCUGAUCGUGAUCCUCAUCAGUCUGAUCCUGCUGUACGGGUACUGGCCACACAGUGUCUUUAAGCGUUUGGGAGUUCCUGGUCCUAAACCGGUACCAUUUUUCGGAAACAUGUUAGAAUAUCGUAAGGGAAUCCAUAAUUUUGAUAUGGAGUGUUUUCAGAAGUACGGCAGGGUUUGGGGUAUAUACGAAGCAAGACAGCCGUCCAUCUGUAUCCUGGACACCGAGAUCAUCAAAACCGUCCUGAUUAAAGAGUGUUACUCUCUCUUCACCAACCGCAGAAGUUUGCGUCUACAAGGUCCUCUGUACGACGCAGUGACCAUCGCCGAGGAUGAGGACUGGAAAAGAAUCAGGAGUGUUCUCUCUCCAUCGUUCACCAACGGCAGACUAAAGGAGAUGUUUGAGAUCAUGAAGUCACAUUCUCGUUCGUUGGUUGAGAAUCUGGAGAAGACAUCUGAGCGAGGAGAAUCAGCAGAUAUACGAGAGUUUUUCGGAGCGUACAGUAUGGAUGUGGUGACGAGCACAGCGUUUGGUGUUGAUAUCAAUUCUCUGAACAACCCCAAAGAUCCCUUUGUAACCAACUUCAAGAAACUGCUGAAGUUUGAUCUACUCAACCCUUUGUUCCUCACCAGUGCGUUGUUCCCCUUUAUCACACCAGUGCUGGAGAAAAUGGGUAUUUCCAUUUUCCCAACUGCAGUGACUAAUUUCUUUUACACCUCCCUGCAAAAGAUCAAGUCUGAACGUGUCACCCAAAAUCAUAAGAAACGAGUGGACUUCAUGCAGAUGAUGAUCGAAUCUCAGACAUCAGAAAAAGAGAAUAUGAAUGGCAAAGAAUCAAACAAAGGUCUAAAUGAUCAUGAGAUCCUGUCCCAGUCUUUGGUGUUCAUCUUUGCUGGUUAUGAGACGAGCAACAAGACGCUGUCAUUUCUCUUCUACAAUCUGGCCAGUAAUCCAGACACGAUGAAGAAACUACAGGAAGAAAUCGAUGAAACUUUCCCUAAUAAGGCUGAAGUUGAUUAUGACACAGUGAUGAACAUGGAUUAUCUGGACGCUGCUCUGAACGAGUCACUCAGGUUGUACCCGGUUAUUUUUCGUCUGCAAAGAGUCUGCAAGAAAACGGUGGAAAUAAAUGGUGUUACCAUCCCAAAAGAUACUGUCGCCUUGAUCCCCACUUAUGCCCUACAUCGGGACCCUGAAUACUGGACUGAGCCAGACACCUUCAAGCCUGAAAGGUUCACUCAGGAGAAUAAGAAGAGCAUCGAGCAGUAUGCGUACAUGCCGUUUGGUUUAGGACCCAGAAACUGCAUCGGGAUGAGGUUUGCCCUUGUGAUCAUCAAGCUGGCUGUUGUUGAGAUACUGCAGAAAUUCGACAUCAGUCUUUCUGAGGAAACGAAGGUUCCUCUGGAGCUGAUCAACACUGGAAUUCUGGCUCCUAAACACCCCAUAAAACUCAAAUUCACUAUUCGGAAAAUGUCAAACUCGGACUCCUUCGACAACAGCCACAUUAACUCAUAAACUCUCAAAUGUUUUCCUUAUUUUCACUGUAUUUCUGAAUUUGACUUUAUUUUUCAGAGUAUUACAGUCAAUCUGUAUUUGAAACUGAAGUGAAGUGUGUAAAGAUGCAAUGCCUGUGUGAAAAAAUAUUCAAACCUGUUUAGCACUUUUAAAUGCCAAUGUUAUUUCAUGUGUUCACUCGGAAAUAUCACUUUAUUGCCAUAUAGCAUCGAUGUUCCAUAACCUUAACCCCUGUGAGUCCUUAUGGGCAUUUUUGUCUUUUUCAUUUUUUAAAAUUAUUAUUAUUUUAUUUUUAUUUUUUAUCAUUUUGUCAGUGUUAAUGCAAACAGCAUAGUUUUCGUGUAUUUUUAUUGGGAUUUUAAUAUUUCAUCCUCAUUUGCUUUCAUAAAUCUAUUUUAAACUAGAUACACAAAAUAGUUUCACUCAGGACCUUACGGACAAAAACGUCCCCAUUGAAACCCAUUCAAACUGCAAUAUUUAAUCCUCAUGACGUUGAAGCAUAAAAUCAUGCGUUCUGUGUUAACAGGCUUUUAUUUUGUGUAGUAUUUUCUCAGGUUUAUCCUCUGGGGAAAAUCCAUGCUUUUCUUUUUUUCUGCUUCUGCUGAAUUAUAGAGUGCCGCAGAACUGAAUAAAUGAUCACUCUAACAGGACACACCUGGGCAACAAGACACACCUGUCUGUCACAUGUUCCAAUAUUUUUGAUCACUUGAAAAAUGGGCAUGUUCAAACAAAAAAAAGGUUAAAUUUUCUAAGUUGUUUAACACAUCUACAUGUAAAUAUCAGUAAAUAAAAGCUGAAAUUCUC